UCACUUGAUUGUCACUGUCCGUUUCAUCCCUGUCAAUGAAAAAUACAAAAGUACACACAUCAAUAAUAUUUUGAAAUAUACCAGUGUAAUAAAUUAUAUUCAAGCCACACAAACUGCCCAAAAAUGUCGGAUAAUGACGAUGAUUAUAUGUGCGAAGAAGAAGAAGACUAUGGUUUGGAAUAUUCAGAAGACAGUAAUUCAGAACCAGAUGUUGAUCUUGAAAACCAGUAUUACAACAGCAAAGCGCUCAAAGAGGAUGAGCCAAAAGCUGCUCUUGUCAGCUUCCAGAAGGUUCUUGAAUUGGAAGGAGGAGAUAAAGGAGAAUGGGGUUUUAAAGCUCUUAAGCAAAUGAUUAAAAUUAACUUUAAGUUGGGAAAUUUCACAGAAAUGAUGUCUCGUUACAAGCAACUCCUAACAUACAUCAAAAGUGCAGUGACACGGAAUCAUUCAGAAAAAUCAAUCAACUCUAUACUGGACUAUAUAUCUACGUCUAGAAAUAUGGAGUUACUACAAGACUUCUAUGAGACAACAUUGGAGGCGCUGAAGGAUGCAAAGAAUGACAGGCUGUGGUUCAAGACAAACACAAAGCUGGGCAAGCUGUACUAUGACCGAGGUGACUUCAACAAACUGGCCAAGAUAUUGAAACAGUUGCACCAGAGUUGUCAAACAGAUGAAGGUGAAGAUGAUCUGAAGAAGGGCACUCAGUUGCUGGAGAUAUACGCUCUGGAGAUCCAGAUGUAUACAGCACAGAAGAACAAUAAAAAGCUAAAGGCCCUCUAUGAACAGUCUCUGCAUAUCAAGUCUGCUAUACCACAUCCACUCAUCAUGGGCGUUAUUAGAGAGUGCGGAGGCAAGAUGCACCUCCGCGAGGGUGAGUUCGAGAAGGCGCACACGGACUUCUUCGAAGCCUUCAAGAAUUAUGACGAGUCAGGCAGCCCGCGCCGCACCACCUGCCUCAAGUACCUCGUGCUCGCCAACAUGCUUAUGAAAUCCGGUAUAAAUCCGUUCGACUCCCAAGAAGCGAAGCCUUACAAGAAUGAUCCAGAGAUCCUCGCUAUGACGAACCUCGUUAUGGCAUACCAGAAUAAUGACAUCAACGACUUUGAGUCCAUCCUCAAACACAACAGGAAUAAUAUAAUGGAUGAUCCGUUCAUCCGGGAGCACAUUGAAGAUUUACUGAGGAACAUCCGCACACAAGUACUCAUCAAACUGAUCGGACCAUACACCAGGAUACAUAUACCUUUUAUUUCAAAGGAGCUGAAUAUUGACGAGAAGGAGGUCGAGAAUUUACUAGUUACGUGUAUUUUGGACAACACGAUCAGCGGCCGCAUCGACCAGGUGAACGCGGUGCUGGAGCUGGCGAGCGGCGCGCAGGGCGCAGCGCGCUACUCCGCGCUCGACAAGUGGACCGCGCAGCUCGCCUCGCUGCACCACGCGCUCGCCAACAAGAUGGCCUGAGACCUCGCGAACCUCCCCCACACAGCUCUCCCCCACCCCUCCCACUCGCGCUAGCAGUCACAUACACCAUACAUACUCAAAGUAACACCAACUUAACCCUUAAAUGCAUAACUUUAUCUUUUUAAAUACCCUAAAUUGAAACGAGUAGUAAAUUGGACAAAGAUCAAGGAAAAAAUAAAGAUUUUUUUUUAUAUUAAAUAAUCUAUUGGGUGUGGAAGAGAAGACUGAUGUAUAAAUGCAUCAUCUUGCAUUUAAGGGUUCAUGAUAUAAUGUAGCUCUAUACAACAGAUGUAUACUAAAAAAAAACAUUUUAGUGAUUACCAGUUUUCAGUGGGAAAGAUUCCAGUCAGUGACAUAUUAGGGCGAAAUUGGGCCGCUCAGAGCGCCAAAGGUCUGAGAAUUACUCUCAUAUAACACUUAAACCUUCCCCCUAGUAGUAGUAAGGGGGCUAUGGUCUCCGCAACUUUAGCUAGCGAGAAUUUUACCUCCUCCUCUAAAAAUAGCACCAUAAUCUUCCCCAGGACGCUAUUAGAUCUAACCGGCAUUAUCCAAAUGCAAACUUUGAGUUGUGUAAUGUAAGAUGGCUGUUUCCCGUUAGAACGGUGUACUGGGAAAAAAAUCUCAUUGGGCCAAAUGUAUCAAUCAUCCUGCGAGACUGUCUUUAAUAUAGUAGGACCUCGAUAACUGAAAAAGCCCUAUAACUUCAAAAAAUAUUAUGUUCCCUUCCCAUCAGAGCUCAAAACCUCUACAACAUAGACCCUUGAUAACUUAAAACCUCUAUAACUUAAAAUAUUUUGUGUUUCCCUUGCACUUUAACUUAUUGAGGUUCUACUCUAUAUACAACUACAAAUAGGUUACAUAAAUAGCUCCCAAUAGUGAUGAACUUGUGCUGAUGUAGAUAUCUUAUAUAAAAUUCGUAUUAAUGGCAGACACAAACUGCUUUUAAACAAUCAAUACUGAAUAUUAAUGCUCUCAUUCCGCAGAAUUAUUGUAUAAACACAUUUCAUCUUUUAUAAAUUUAUUUCUAUUAUGUUUUACUAGUAAACAUACUGUAGGAUUAUUAAAUAACUGAAUGAUUUUUGUAAUAAUUAGUGUAGUAUCACAAAAAAUAUAUUUAUGGUUGGUAAUAAAUAUAGAAACAACACGCAAAGAAAUACAUGAAGUACUAGAAAGUGCUCAACAAAAUGUAUCAAUUUGUAAAUAAAUCGAAUGUUUAUAAAAAACGAAAUAAUCUUUUCGCAAUUGUGAAUUACAACGGUCGUGACACUUGUAUUGUUAUCUCUGUCUUAUUCAAUAAGAGUGAAGUAGAUGGAAAUAUGUAUACCAGUGUCAUCAGUGUUGCCAACUGUAAAAAAUACUCAUAAAAUUACAAUAAUCGAAGUAAAUUGUGAGCAUUUUCUGCAAUACCUUAGAUAUUAUCUUAAAGCUUUUCUUAAUCUAUUGACCGCAUAGUACGAUGGCUACAGUCGUAUUUAUCCAUUAACAUUUUUAAAUCUUAAAAAAAUAUCCAGUGCUGAAUAAAAUAUGUACUAUGGGUAA
Molecule: messenger RNA, 2997 nt
Organism: Papilio polytes (common Mormon)
Lineage: Eukaryota; Metazoa; Arthropoda; Insecta; Lepidoptera; Papilionidae
Gene: alien
Product: COP9 signalosome complex subunit 2
Exons: 8
Coding region: 124-1458 (444 amino acids)
Biological process (GO): protein deneddylation
Cellular component (GO): COP9 signalosome
Molecular function (GO): protein binding
Source: RefSeq, a predicted model, not a curated record